Molecule: messenger RNA, 1578 nt
Organism: Juglans regia (Persian walnut)
Lineage: Eukaryota; Viridiplantae; Streptophyta; Magnoliopsida; Fagales; Juglandaceae
Product: NAD(H) kinase 1-like
Exons: 6
Coding region: 829-1578 (249 amino acids)
Biological process (GO): NADP+ biosynthetic process
Molecular function (GO): NAD+ kinase activity
Source: RefSeq, a predicted model, not a curated record
GCACCAUGUUAUAAAAGCUUGCUGUAGUUGUCUUCUCCACAAACACCUAUACACCUUGACCUUGACUGCGCCACGCGGUUGCUUGUGGGUCCGAACCUUCAAUAUCCUUUUGUCUUUCUCCAACCCCAUUUCCCCCUUUAAAUGGCUAAUUUGCUCGAGAUCACACAGUUCUCGUGAGGUCUGAAAGAAAGGGAAUCUAAUUUUCUCUUUAGGUGUUGGACACAUUCGCCAGCCAUGUCUCCCAGCAAGUUCGACUCCACUGUAACCAAAACUCUCUCUUUUUCUGUAUAUUAUCUGUGCUUCUUCUUUUGGAUUCUCAGAUGUUGAUUGUGUCUAUUCUUCUAUGGUGUGUACUAAAGCUUGGAUUUAUUGUGUUCUUGGCAUUUAGAUUUUUUCAGUACUUGUUGAACAUGGAGCUCCUCUGACUGUGGGUUGCUGGGUUGGUAGUAUAUUCCUUGCCUCUUUGUGAUAAUGAAGCAGUGGGAAAAAAGUUUGAUGGUCAAAAGUGCGUUCAGUUUGUGCAAGCUGUAAUUUUUAAGAUUUUGUGUUGCCUAGUUUUUGAAUGUGGGAUGGAUUCAGUUUGUGGAAGUACGGAUUUCGUGUGUUGAAUUCCGGGUUGAGGGUGAAAUAUACUUUAGGAUCGAUAGUUCACACAAUUUUGGUGGUUGUUGGUUUUUUUUUUUUUUCGCACAAAUAUUUUGAAAAAUCGCGUUAUCUUAAUUUGUAUCUUGAUAUAUAAUUUAUCCGAUGAGAAUUCUAAAAAUACAAAGAGAAGGAUUGGAUUGACUUACAUCAGAAGCACUGUUCAGUCUUAACAGUGACAACUUCAUGCAAAAUUUGUUGAAAGGCGGAUCACGUCCUUAUCCAGAAGCACUAGGGAGUAAUUUUGUGUGGCAAUCGUUUAAGAUAGCAACAAUCAAAAUAAUCAGGCAGAUUAUUGCUGAAGGAAAGGCUUCUGCUCAAGCUGAGGCAGCUGAAUGGAAGCGUAAAUAUGAACUGGAGAGAGCACGAAAUCUGCAAAUGGAGUGCAAAGAGCAUGAUAGUGAUGUUGAUGAUGCAAGAAUGGGGAACUUGGUCAACCAACCAGUGUGGUGCAGUGAAGCAAAUGAGCAAUUUGAAAAGUGCUGCAGGAAUGGACUUUGCUCGCAUGAAGUUCUUCGAGAUGGGGAAACUGAUUUUGAUUCUAAGAUGGUAAAAAAGGCUUCAUUUAAACUUUCAUGGUGCUGCAAAGGCCAACAAAGUGAUCAGUACAAACAUGACAUUGUCCCUUUUGAAAGAGGGAAUAUAACAAUUGCAGAACGAAGCAGUAAGCAGAUCUCUUUGAGGUGGGAAUCACACCCACAAACCGUGCUUAUUUUGACCAAACCGAAUUCAAUUUCUGUCCAAGUUCUAUGUGCAGAAAUGGUAAGAUGGUUGAGGGAACAGAAAAAAUUGGACAUAUAUGUUGAGCCACGUGUGCGAGUUGAACUUCUUACUUCAGUUUUGUACAAACAUGGAAAGAUGGUGAGCAGGGAACAUUUCUUUGGACCAGCUGUUAUAAAACAUGGAACUUUGUUUAUUCCUUGUUGCAAUGUAUAG